Messenger RNA from Plectropomus leopardus (leopard coralgrouper), 2513 nucleotides. RefSeq names its product solute carrier family 5 member 6 (gene slc5a6b). Gene Ontology annotation, biological process: sodium ion transport; transmembrane transport. Gene Ontology annotation, molecular function: symporter activity. Lineage: Eukaryota; Metazoa; Chordata; Actinopteri; Perciformes; Serranidae. The record is from RefSeq and is a predicted model, not a curated record. Gene Ontology annotation, cellular component: membrane.
GAUGGGUGUGGACAAAGACGUUUCCCAUUCAUCUGAAUGUGCGUCCACAGGAGAACCGAACCUUCUCCAACUGAGACUUGAAGACAAUCAUCAUGGACCCGUCCAACCAGAAGCACUUCACUGUUGUAGACUAUGUUAUAUUUGCAGUCUUGCUCGCCGCCUCUAUGGGCAUCGGGCUGUAUCACGCUCUCUCAGGUGGGCGUCAGCGCACCACUCAGGAGUUCUUGAUGGCGGACAGGAGCAUGAGCUGUCUUCCUGUCUCACUGUCACUCAUCGCCUCAUUCCAGUCCGCUGUGGCGAUUAUAGGCGUACCGGCGGAAAUCUACACCCACGGUACUCAGUACUGGUUCAUGGGCUGUGCCUACGUCCUGGGCCUCCUCAUUCCUGCUCAUGUUUUCAUUCCUGUGUUGUACAGACUGCGACUCUCCAGCGCUUAUCAGUAUCUUGAGCUGCGCUUCAGCAAAGCAGUACGCAUCUGUGGAACUUUGACCUUCAUCUUUCAGACAGUUGUCUAUAUGGGAGUGUGUGUGUAUACUCCUGCCUUUGCACUUAAUGCAGUUACUGGAUUUGAAUUGUGGGGAACAGUGCUGGCCACUGGACUAGUGUGCACUUUGUACACAACAAUAGGUGGUUUGAAGGCGGUGAUCUGGACAGACGUCUUUCAGACUGUUGUGAUGUUUGCGGGGCAGCUGGCUGUCAUCGUGGUGGGGGUGCUGCAGGCUGGAGGAGUGUCUGAAGUCUGGAGGAGAGUUCAUGAAGGAAACCGCAUCUCUGCCCUCGACCUGAACCCGGAUCCUACAGAGAGACACACCUUCUGGACUCUGGGGGUCGGCGGGGUCUUUCUCAUGCUGUCCCUGUACGGAGUGAACCAGGCUCAGGUCCAGAGAUAUCUCAGUGCGCGCACAGAAAAAGAGGCUGUCAGGUCUUGCUACAUGGUGUUUCCCUCCCUGCAGCUGGCUCUGGCUCUGAGCUGUGUGAUGGGACUGGUCAUGUUUGCACGUUACUGUGGUGAGGAUCACUCUGACAAGCUGAGCACCACUUCAAGAGAUGCGAUGGUGAUCUAUUUUGUGAUGGAUAUGCUGCAAGGUCUCCCUGGACUACCUGGACUGUUUGUUGCGUGUUUAUUCAGUGCAGCUCUCAGCACCAUCUCUUCUGCUUUUAACUCUUUGGCCACUGUGACAAUGGAAGAUCUCAUCAAACCGCAUUUCCCCGCCAUGUCGGAGGCAAAAGCGACCCUGCUGUCCAAAGCUUUAGCUAUGUCCUACGGGCUGCUGUGUCUGGUCAUGGCCUUUCUCACUCACCUGAUGGGUGAUUCAGUUCUACAGGUGGCUUUGAAAAUCUUCGGGAUGGUUGGCGGUCCUAUUCUUGGUGUGUUUUGUCUCGGGAUGUUUUUCCCGUGGGCAAACUCCACUGGGGCGGUGACAGGUCUGGGAGCUGGUCUUGCUAUGGCUUUCUGGGUCGGCAUCGGAAGCAUCGUCACUCGCAGCUCCGGCACGAGACCGCUGCCGCCCGAAUGCAGAGCCGUCCUGCUGUCUGACAACACGACUGCUGCCAUUCACACUGCACUCAGCAACGUCACUCUGAGCCGACCCUCUGGACUGAGGAGAUUUUAUUCUCUGUCCUACAUGUGGUACAGCGCAUUCAGCUGCGUCACAGUCAUUGUCACAGGCCUCAUCAUCAGCUUCCUCACAGGCCCUAUGAAAGAAGAGGAUGUUACACCAGGAACAAUCUAUCCCUUGUUACGGAAACUGCUUUGUUUUCUACCUGAACGCCUCAAAAAAAAGCUCUGCUGUGUGACUCCACUGGGACACACGCUGUCAGCACAACGAAGGCCUCCACAACACAAAGAAAGUAACGGACUGGCCUUCCCACAAGAGGACGGACCGUCACUUGAAGAGACGGACAGAUUUCUCCCUGAAGUUCACACACCUUUAGUGGAACAUGAAACAUCUGUGUAAUAUCACAGUUUCAUGUCUGACUGGAAAACGGUGAAGUCUUUGCACAAAGCGCUCGGACAAAAAAGUUUUUUUGUUAAUUUUGUUGCCUUUGCUUUAAGAUGGACGUAAUGUGAAUUUGCACUGUAAAAUGCUGCAGUGAGGUCAAAGCUAAACAAAGUUUAGUCAAUGUGAAUUUCAUUUUCUCUAGAAAAGACUCGAAAUAUAAUUUUGCAGACAAGUUUGAUUAACAUUCAGUAUUUGUCAACUUCUGGUGCUUGAUCAUUCAUUUACAUUUGGUCAGUCCCUUCAGUUUGUAUAUGUGAAAAAAUAAUGCAACAUACUGUUUAAUGAGACUUAUUUGAAGGCUUUUGAACUUAAGAGUAAAAACAUUGUUUUAUACCGGUUUUGAUUCUAUAUUUGACGAUUAUUUAGUACUUCUGCAGCUGUAUGAAAGGUUCUGGUGAGAUGAUGGUGCCUCACUUUUUAAGAAUGUAUGACUGACAAUUGUCUAUAUUGCAGCUGUGACACUAAACAAAUCGUUUUCUAAAAAAGAUUAAAGAUUUUGUAUUUAUCUUU